CGCCCCCCGCAGCCGAGCACAGGUGAGCGUGCGCCUGAUCGCGGCGGCGGCGGACAGCGCGAGCGGAGCGGAGCAGCGACAUGAGACUCGGUCCGAAGCGCCCGGACUGAGCUGAUCCACACCUAGAUCUGGUUCUGCCGAAGUGCACGGCUCCAUAUGCCUCCAUGAGUGACCCCUGACCCGUGAAGCCCCUCCCCUCCAGUCAGUCCCGUCCAAUCGCGCGCUUCGCCAUGGUUUGCCACGACAACGAGACUGUGAGUUUCUUCUACAACCUCAGCAAGAAGAGCAUCAGCGACACGUGGAGGCCCAAAGACGUGGUGGUGGUGUCCCUGGGCCUGCUGGUCUGUGCCUUCGUCAUCUUCGCCAACAUCCUGGUCAUGCUGGCCAUCUUCAUCAACCGCAGGUUCCACUACCCCAUCUACUACCUGCUGGGGAACCUGGCGGCGGCCGACCUGUUCUCCGGCAUCUCCUACCUGUACCUGAUGUUCCACACGGGCCCCUGGACCAGCAAGCUCUCCAUCCAUCAGUGGUUUGUGCGGCAGGUGAGGCCCCUGGAGCUCUGGGUGUUCGGUGGAGAAACCCUGACUGGUCUUGUUUUUUGUUUGUUCUCGAUUCCCAGACAUUUAUAUUCGUGUGCAGAUGUUCCACGCGUUCACCUCUUGGCUGUGUGUUUCUGCCGAUGUCCCGCAGGUUGUUUCGUGGUGUGUUGGACGCCGGGGCUGGUGCUGCUUCUCCUGGACGGUUCGUGUGAGUCCUGCGACGUCCUGACCUACGAGAAGUUCUUCCUGGUGCUGGCCGAGUGCAACUCCUUCAUGAACCCCAUCAUCUACUCCUACCGCGACAAGGACAUGCGCGACACCUUCAAGCGCAUCCUGUGCUUCCCGUGUUUGGGGUCGCAGCAGAAGGGCGAGCACUCGGGUGUGCGCUUCAACACCCUCGAGCAAGAGCGGAGACGGCGUGUGCUGCAGGAGUCGUGGGUUACUCGUAGGGCUCGCGAAGGAGAUGGCGAUCAGGCUAACAGCGGACAGGUCAUGCUGAAGGACGCGGGGAACAUGCUGGACUCCACCGAGAGCUGAGGAACGUGAAGAAGAACCAGAAGGAUCGACUCCUGCCUACUGACAGCGUGCUGCGUGCUGAUUGGCCGAAUGAGCUGUCAAUCACUCUCUGUGCAUUUAUAUGAGCAUCAGAUGAAGAGAACCGUGUGUGUGUGUGUUUUGAGCUGUAGCUGUGAAUGAGUUAGUUGUAAAUAUGGUUUUUAUUUAAUUAAAGUCUUACCGGUGGAGUUUAUGCAUGUUUUU
Messenger RNA from Sinocyclocheilus rhinocerous, 1298 nucleotides. RefSeq names its product lysophosphatidic acid receptor 2b (gene lpar2b). NCBI's taxonomy places the organism in Eukaryota, Metazoa, Chordata, Actinopteri, Cypriniformes, Cyprinidae. Gene Ontology annotation, cellular component: membrane. Gene Ontology annotation, biological process: G protein-coupled receptor signaling pathway. The record is from RefSeq and is a predicted model, not a curated record. The transcript has 5 exons. The coding region runs from base 231 to 1076 and encodes 281 amino acids. Gene Ontology annotation, molecular function: G protein-coupled receptor activity.